Boleophthalmus pectinirostris (great blue-spotted mudskipper) is the source of this 1497-nucleotide messenger RNA. It is a transcript of the gene etv1, whose product is annotated as ETS variant transcription factor 1. NCBI's taxonomy places the organism in Eukaryota, Metazoa, Chordata, Actinopteri, Gobiiformes, Gobiidae. The transcript is spliced from 10 exons. Gene Ontology annotation, molecular function: DNA-binding transcription factor activity, RNA polymerase II-specific; sequence-specific DNA binding. Gene Ontology annotation, cellular component: nucleus. The record is from RefSeq and is a predicted model, not a curated record. The coding region runs from base 16 to 1317 and encodes 433 amino acids. Gene Ontology annotation, biological process: regulation of transcription by RNA polymerase II; cell differentiation.
UUCAGGAGGGACGUGAUGCUGCAGGAUUUAAGCGCCGGCGUUCUCUUUCCCCAAUGUCUCCAGCAUCGAGGUUUCGCUCAAGUUCCCGACAAUGAUGAGCAGUUUGUCCCGGACUUCCAGAGCGAAAACUUGGCUCUUCACGGCCUCCAGCUGAAGAUCAAGAGAGAGCUUCAUAGCCCGUGUCUGGAGCUGAGCUCAGCCUGCAGCCAGGAGCGCCCGCUCAGGCUCCAGUAUGGAGACAAGUGUCCCUACAGCAGUGCCUACGAGCAGAAGCAGCCCACAGGUAUGAAGGCCUCCAGCCCAGUGACCCCCCCCUGCAGCACCCCCGUGUCCCCCCUCCACCAUGGCUCCCCCAACCCUCCGGAGAGGAGCUACAGCACCCACGUACCAGCCUCACAGCCUCUGCCCGACAGCGCCUACGCCAUGGACAACAGGUUCCGUCGGCAGCUUUCGGAGCCGUGCCACUCGUUCCCCUCUCCCCCCGCCCUGACCCGGGACAGCAGACCCAUGUACCACCGGCAGCUGUCGGAGCCCAGCAUCCCCUUCCCCCCGCAGGGCUUCAAACAGGAGUACCAGGACCCUCUGUUCGAGCACCCGGCCAUGAUGGGGGCCCCUCUGCCGCACGCGUACCCCCCCUCCAUGAUGAUCAAGCAGGAGCCCCGGGACUUCACCUACGACUCAGCAGAAGUGCCUAGCUGUCACUCGGUCUACCUACGGCAAGAUGGCUACCUGGCUCACGCUAACAGGACAGAAGGGUGCAUGUUCGACAAAGUAGCGAGACAUUUCUAUGACGACACAUGUGUGGUGCCGGAGAAGGUGGAAGGUGAUGUGAAGCAGGAGUCGGGCCUGUACCGCGAGGGCCCUUCGUACCAGCGGCGUGGCUCUCUGCAGCUCUGGCAGUUCCUGGUGGCCCUGCUGGACGACCCCUCCAACUCGCACUUCAUCGCCUGGACCGGCCGCGGCAUGGAGUUCAAACUGAUCGAGCCCGAGGAGGUGGCGAGGCGGUGGGGCAUCCAGAAGAACAGACCCGCCAUGAACUACGACAAGCUGAGCCGCUCCCUGCGCUACUACUACGAGAAGGGCAUCAUGCAGAAGGUGGCCGGUGAGAGAUACGUGUACAAGUUCGUGUGUGACCCAGAGGCCCUGUUCUCGAUGGCGUUCCCCGACAAUCAGCGUCCAGUGCUGAAGACGGACGCGGAGAGACAGAUCAACGAAGAGGACACCGUGCCCCUGUCCCACUUCGACGAGAGCCUGGCGUACGUGCAGGACGGGCCCUAUUGCCCCCCACACCCCUACAGCGAGGGAUACGUCUACUGAUGCCACGCCCCCAGGACACGCCCACCAUGACACGCCCCAGGACACGCCCACAUGACACGCUCCCAUGCACAUAGACUGUCUGUGCGGGGCUGUGUACAUGUGCGUAUCAUGGGACGGCUGAGGCAGGACUCUAUAAGACCUGGACUCUUACAUAAUAGACUCUGAUUUCCUGUUCCUGAC